AUCUUGUUUUAACACCAUGUGGGUUUAAACAGCCGCUGUGUUGCUGUCAACGUUGCUGAUAAACGUUGCAUUUAGGCAUCAGUGAGUUUCACCAGCUACCCGAGAUGACCUGAAAAUAGCGUCUUUGUUGAAAACUGUUCUUGUGACGACUAAGGAUUACAUUUUUGUCACUAACUGAGAACAGUCAAGUGGGAGUUUACAUUUUAGCUGAGUUAGCUAGCUGUGUAGUUGUGUGUGUGUGUGUGUGUGUGUGUGUAUUUGUAGCAUGAAUGAUGGAGACUGAAUUAAACUCCGUUUUAGCCGUAGAUUAGAAGGUUUUUAGGGGCGGAGUUUGUGCUGUUUGGGUGCCAGCAGUGUACACGAGAUCCGGGGGCUCCAGUUGGACUAUGACAUCUGUCCGACUGCUGUCAGUGGACCCGUCAGACCGGGGCUCUCAGAGAUGCAGACUGGGUCCAGGUCUGAUGUCCGCUCUGGGUCUGGGUCUGGGGUCCCCUCUGCUGCUGUCUGUUCCUGGUGGGAGCUGCCUGUGCACCGCCUGGCCCCGCUCUGAUCUCACCGAAGGCUUCCUGCAGCUGGACCUGAAGUGCUGCUCUCCAGGCCUGACCCUCCCCAACACCCCCACACACCUAGACCUGGACCAGCUCUCCCCAGUCCCCUGCCCCAAACUGAAGGGCCUGAAGAUAACAGUAGUGGUCCAGGGGUCAGACUUUAAGAAGAACACCCCCCCUCGUGUUAUCCAUGAGCUGGUAAAGGACAUGAUGAGAGGAGUGUAUGUCCACAGGAGUCAUGUGAUAAACUUUGAGGAUUUUGACACAGAAAUUCGAUAUGCUGUCAUUGAAAGCAUCACUCCAGAUUCCACCUGUAGUGGACUUAUCACCUCAAAGACUGCUUUGGAGAUCACAGGCAUUCAGACUCUCAAGUACUAUGAGAGUGGAUUGCAAGACCAGAACCUGGUGCCACUGGGGGGUCUAGAGGAGGUCAGUUUGUCGCUCACAGAGAUGCUGCGGCUGCCUCUGCUCUAUCCACACACUCUGGGCUCUCUGGGCUUGUCCUGUCCCAGAGGUGUCCUCCUGGUGGGGCCUCCAGGCGUCGGUAAGACCCAGCUGGUCCGCAGAGUGGUGGGGGAGGUGGGAGCCAGCCUGGUAGUGGUCAUGGGGCCAGAGGUGGUGGGAUCGAGGCCUGGUGAAAGUGAGGAGAAACUCCGUGCAGUUUUUGAACGAGCCCGUUCUGCAGCCGAUGAGGGUCCCUGUGUGCUUUUCUUGGACGAGCUGGACUCUCUGUGCCCGAGGAGAACCGCCACCACCGCAGCAGAAAACCGCCUGGUCGCCCAGCUGCUCACGCUCAUGGACGGGAUGACCAGGUCUGACCGAUUCCUCAUUGUGGGCGCCACCAAUCGGCCGGACAGUUUGGACCCAGCGCUGCGUCGACCCGGGAGAUUCGACCGAGAGGUCAUCAUUGGAGCUCCCACGUUGCAGCAAAGGAAGAAUAUUUUAUCAGUUCUGUGUGAGAGGAUGCCGGUGUAUCCCAGCGUGGACCUGGAGGAGCUCGCACAAAGGACGCUGGGAUAUGUAGGAGCAGACCUCAGCGCUCUGUGCAGGGAAGCCGCCAUGCACGCCAUACGAGAAACCACCAAGUGUUCAGUAGAACAGACUGUUGGGAUGAAACACUUCUACGAGGCCCUGAAGUCCGUGCGUCCGUCCUGUCUGAGGAGCAGCCUGGCUCGUACUGACGUCUGUCCAGUGUCCUGGGAACAAAUCGGAGGCCUGGACGACAUCAAACUCAAACUACGACAGAGUAUCGAGUGGCCUAUGAGGUUCCCUGAAGCGUUCGGACGUCUGGGUCUGUCCGGGCCUCGUGGCGUGCUGCUGUACGGACCGCCGGGCUGCGCUAAAACCACGCUGGUCAGAGCUGCAGCCGCCUCGUCUCACUGCUCCUUCCUGUCUGUGAGCGGCGCUGACCUGUACUCGCCCUACGUAGGAGACUCGGAGAAGGCCUUAGCUCAGCUUUUCCGUCAGGCCCGCUCCUGCACACCCUGCAUACUGUUCCUCGACGAGAUCGACUCUCUGAUUGGCUCGCGGUCGAACAGCCAAUCACCAAACAGCAUCCAGACACGCCUCCUGUCCGUGCUUCUGAACGAGAUGGACGGAGUCGGCCUGAAGGUGUCGGAGAGGAGGGGCACGGAGAAGGUCCUGCAGGCGGAGGGGGUGGAGGAGGGUCCCAGCCCUCAACAGUUGGACUAUGAGGACGUCUGCAACGCAGAUGUGAUGGUCGUCGCGGCGACCAACAGACCUGACUGUUUAGACAGCGCUCUGCUCAGACCAGGCAGGUUGGACCACAUCAUCUACGUCCCACCACCGGACCACACGGGUCGUCUCUCUAUCCUGAAAAUCUGCACAGAAUCGAUGCCUAUCGCUGCCGACGUACGUCUGGAGGAACUGGCAUCAAAAACCAAUCUGUACUCUGGAGCCGAUCUGGAGAACCUGUGCAGAGAGGCUGCUCUACUGGCUCUACAGGAUGAGAACAUGAAGGCGUCUCAGAUCAGACACGCCCACUUCACCAGGUCUCUGAGUCACAUGACGCCUUCUCUGACCGAGCGGCAGAUCCACAUGUACCAAACUCCUCCCACAUGAUCAGCACGACCCCAACCCGGAACCCCCACAGAACACAACAGAACCAAACAGAACACAACACAACCGCUUAUUUUAUUACAACAAACGGGUUUGGAAUAAAAUGAGUCC
Molecule: messenger RNA, 2738 nt
Organism: Sphaeramia orbicularis (orbiculate cardinalfish)
Lineage: Eukaryota; Metazoa; Chordata; Actinopteri; Kurtiformes; Apogonidae
Gene: afg2b
Product: AAA ATPase AFG2B
Exons: 11
Coding region: 387-2630 (747 amino acids)
Biological process (GO): mitotic spindle disassembly; autophagosome maturation; retrograde protein transport, ER to cytosol
Cellular component (GO): VCP-NPL4-UFD1 AAA ATPase complex; nucleus; cytosol
Molecular function (GO): ATP hydrolysis activity; ATP binding; polyubiquitin modification-dependent protein binding
Source: RefSeq, a predicted model, not a curated record